Messenger RNA from Soboliphyme baturini, 363 nucleotides. The record is from the annotation of a GenBank genome assembly. NCBI's taxonomy places the organism in Eukaryota, Metazoa, Nematoda, Enoplea, Dioctophymatida, Soboliphymatidae.
AUGGCGGUGGAUGGACCUUUCACUGGAUGCCGUUCAAGUCGACAGAGUCAGGGGAGAAGAAUAGCGUCGACGAAACGGCAAACAUCAACAGAUGGCUUCACAGCGAAUACUCUGAUUGGUUUUACCAGAGGGCGGUCGUCAUCGACGGCGCAGCCGGGCUCAAUAUCACAUCAAGAGCGGCAGAGACGGUGUAACGACGAAACCGGAGCCGUGGGAGCUCACAUGUCGGCCGGUCAUCGAUUGCACGAUCCGAAGCCCACUUCUAAGCCGACGGUGAGUGACCGCCACAUCUGGCAAUCUGCCGAAGGACCAGUGUGCCGCGCGGGCGGGAACAUGAGUAACGGCCGCUUGUUGAAAGGCUGA